Etheostoma cragini (Arkansas darter) is the source of this 3673-nucleotide messenger RNA. It is a transcript of the gene gpd2, whose product is annotated as glycerol-3-phosphate dehydrogenase 2 (mitochondrial). The transcript is spliced from 18 exons. Gene Ontology annotation, cellular component: glycerol-3-phosphate dehydrogenase (FAD) complex; mitochondrion. Gene Ontology annotation, molecular function: calcium ion binding; glycerol-3-phosphate dehydrogenase (quinone) activity. Gene Ontology annotation, biological process: glycerol-3-phosphate metabolic process. The record is from RefSeq and is a predicted model, not a curated record. Lineage: Eukaryota; Metazoa; Chordata; Actinopteri; Perciformes; Percidae. Bases 153 to 2345 code for a protein of 730 amino acids.
GCUCAGCGUGACGUCGCUCGGGGCUGCUCUCCGCUUCCUGGUUGAAGUUGUCAAACGCGAACUGGUUUGGAUACCAGCCGACGUCCUCACCCGACGCCCUGCGGCCCCCCAGCGAGUUGAGUCGGCCGCCAAGCGAGGAGUCCUCAGGGACGAUGGCGUUCAGGAAGGCUCUGAAACGGACAGCGCUCAUCGGCAGCGGGGCGGUCGCCACCGUUUUCGGCCUCUCCCAGCUGAUUGAGUACAGGAAGACGCAGCACGGAUUGGCUCGGUUGGCCCACGUGGAAGCAGAAGCAGAGCUGAGGGUUCCCUUUGCGGACGAGUUCCCCGCUCGGCAGGCCCAGCUCGCGGCGCUGCAGAACACCGAGGAGUUCGAUGUGCUGGUGGUCGGGGGAGGGGCCACGGGUGCAGGGUGUGCCUUAGACGCUGUCACGCGCAACCUCAAAACCGCUCUGGUAGAGAGAAGCGAUUUUUCUUCGGGGACCAGCAGUCGGAGUACCAAGCUACUCCACGGUGGAGUCCGCUACCUCCAGAAGGCCAUCAUGCAGUUAGACUACGAGCAGUACAUGAUGGUGAAAGAGGCGCUCCACGAGCGAGCCAACCUCCUGGAGAUUGCACCUCACCUAUCUGCGCCACUACCCAUCAUGCUUCCUGUUUACAAAUGGUGGCAGUUGCCUUACUACUGGGCGGGGAUCAAGAUGUACGACUUGGUGGCUGGGAUCCAGUGCCUGAAGAGCAGCUACGUCCUCAGUAAGACCAAAGCCUUGGAGCUUUUCCCCAUGCUGAAGAAGGACAAGCUGGUGGGAGCCAUCGUCUACUACGACGGGCAGCACAAUGACGCCCGUAUGAACCUGGCCAUCGCCCUCACGGCCGCCCGCCACGGCGCCGCCGUCGCCAACUACACCGAGGUGGUCCACCUGCUGAAGACCAAGGACCCGCAGACCGGCAAGGAGAAGGUGUGUGGCGCUCGCUGCAGGGACGUCAUCACAGGACGGGAGUUCGACGUGAAGGCCAAGUGUGUGAUCAACGCCACCGGGCCGUUCACAGACUCCCUGAGGAAGAUGGACAACCAGGAAACCCAAAACAUCUGCCAGCCCAGCGCCGGUGUCCACAUCGUCAUCCCCGGUUACUACAGCCCUGACAACAUGGGGCUGCUCGAUCCGGCGACGAGUGACGGACGUGUCAUCUUCUUCCUGCCCUGGGAGAAGAUGACCAUCGCCGGGACGACCGACUCGCCUACCAGCGUGACAGCCCACCCCAUCCCGGGGGAGGAAGACAUCAACUUCAUCCUGAAUGAAGUCCGCAACUACCUCAGCCCUGACGUAGAAGUGCGCAGAGGAGACGUGUUGGCGGCGUGGAGCGGGAUCCGUCCUCUGGUGACCGACCCCAACUCCAAAGACACUCAGUCCAUCUGUAGGAACCACAUCGUCAGCAUCAGUGACAGCGGACUGGUCACCAUCGCCGGUGGGAAGUGGACUACCUACAGAUCGAUGGCUGAAGAGACUCUGGACGCAGCCAUCAAAGCCCACGGCCUCUCAGCAGAGCCCUGCAAGACCGUGGGCCUGAUGCUGGAGGGAGCCAAAGGCUGGACCCCCACGCUCUACAUCCGCCUGGUGCAGGACUACGGACUGGAGAACGAGGUCGCUCAGCACCUGGUGUCCACGUACGGAGGGAAGGCGUUCGACGUGGCCAAGAUGGCGCAGGUUACCGGGCAACGAUGGCCGAUCGUGGGGAAGAGACUGGUGUCGGAGUUCCCCUACAUCGAGGGCGAGGUGCUGUAUGCGAUCAAGGAGUACGCCUGCACGGCCAUCGACGUCAUCGCCCGGCGGACGCGCCUGGGCUUCCUGAACGUGCAGGCGGCCGAUGAAGCGCUCCCGCGCAUCGUGCAGAUCAUGGGGAAAGAGCUGGGCUGGAGUGAGGAGAGAAAGACGGCAGAGCUGGAUGCAGCCAGGAAGUUUUUGUACCUGGAGAUGGGCUACAGGUCUCGCUCCGAACAGCUGACCAGGACAUCUGAGAUCAAUCUGGACAACCAGGAAGUAGCCAGGUACAAGAAGCGUUUCCAUAAGUUUGACAAAGAGAGCAAAGGAUUCAUCACGACCGUUGACGUCCAGCAGGUUUUAGAAAGCAUCAAUGUCCACAUUGAUGAAAAUGCGCUCCAUGAAAUCCUUAAUGAGGUGGACCUGAACAAGAAUGGACAAGUGGAAAUUGAUGAAUUCAUGCAGCUGAUGAGUGCGGUGAAGAAAGGACAAGUGUCCGACAGCCGCCUGGCCAUACUGAUGAAAACGGCGGAGGAGACGUUGGAAAACAGAGGGCCAGUGACCGUGGACCGGAGCGGGGGCGGAGUCUGAGUCUCACGAUGCCGAGAAAAUCCAGAUCUGCUACUGGUCCUUUUUAAAAGGUGGCGACGGUGCCGUGUGGAAGACAACGAUGCAAUCAUGCCAGCACGGUGGGAUGAAUUUAGGCAAAUCAAGCGUCAGCUGGGUGUGGUUUGGAGUGGAUCGGUACCUGAUGAUUGGGGCUGAGGUUUGUGUUUCAUGAUCAGUUGAACGCAACAUCAGGUGCCUCUGAUGUUACGCAGCACAUCUGUUUUAUACUGUCUUUUGAUAUUUCAAUCAUUCACAAUAUCUUUUUACUUUCUCCAACGCUGCUUUUUGACUUAACCUUAAUUUAUUUUUUAACAGUACCGACAGUGAUUGUUGGUUUUUCAUGUGGCAACUGAGCGUUUGGUCCUGCUUUCUUUUAUGGGUCCAGUAUAAGUUAUCCUUAAUAAGACAUACAGUAUAUGUAACCUGCUACCAGUUAUCAGGAAAAUUAGACAUACUUAACUUAAAUGAAGAAUAAAGUUUCUAGUAAUAAAUGACUUAAAAUGAACAUUUACUGGGCUUUAAUGGACCCUAUUUUUCCUGUAACCAGUCAAAUUUAACCAAUUAUGUCCUGCAAACUUUCAAAGAAGUAAUCAUGGACCCCUAAAAUAAAGCAUAGCCAGAUUUUCAUUGUAUUUCUGAUGUUCCAUGCACUAGUCAGGUAAUAUUUAAUGGUUCUUAAAGCACUCUGAGAUGUUUCUGAAGUACUUAUUUGGGUUCAGUGUGGGAUUAAUCGAGCAUCUUCUGGCCCACUGUGGUUUUCCCUUUAUUGCACUACUGACGACUACUGUUGAUACUGAGGUUUUCAUCGCAAGGUUUCUAGCUUUAGUGGUUUUAAUCCUCUUUUUCCAUCUAUAUUUUUUUUAUUUAUUCUUUUUUCUCAUGCUACUGCAGCCAUUUAUAGACAAAUACAGUUCGAUGCUUCCAUGUGUUGCAUGAGAUAAUCUGGAUUUUAAAGGGACUUUUCACUUGCAUGCUACCCUUUGACUCAAUUUUGUUUUUAAUUUCACAAAAAUGUGUUUGGAGUUCAUUCUUUUGUUUCUUGUGCUUGCGGUCGAGGCAGAGAGGAAGUAUACAUAUACUCCUGCUGACAAUUUCAUUGUUUCUGUGACACAGAUAGCACGUUUGUAAUCCAGCAGUGAUGUCAUGUGUUAUCAUUUUGUGAUUUUCAAGAAAUGAAAAGUAUGAUAUGUGCCUUUAUGUGCCUAAGAUAUGAAUGUCUUCUUCACAAUGCCACACUCCAUGUUAAACUAAUACAGGAAAUGAUGUAAACGAAUGUAAAGAUAGUUGUUAUAUAAAGACUAGUAUUUAAA